CUUCUACUGCUGUGAUUGCCACUUUGCAUGACAUUCGGUGUGUGAUCAUGGAGGUGGCCAAUUCAGUCAACGAAAAGCUCAUGUCCGGCGCUGAGAAGAACAGACGAAGAGGAAUACUUUCAGAAACACAAACUGGAAGCCGAACUCUGGAUGACCAUCUGCGACAUAUCAGAAGUGCCAACUGGACUUCGACAUCCCUUGGAGCGCUGGAAUCAUGGCCUCAGGAUCUAAUACAACUCUGCCAUGUCUGCCUGCUCGAUUCACAGCCGCGUCUUCUUGUUAUCGGAUCCGAGCGUGCCAUGUUCUACAACGAAGCAUAUUCAGAGAUAUGCGGAGAUAGACAUCCUAGUGCACUAGGUCAGCCUCUCGCUGAUGUUUGGGACGACCUGGCACUGGAAUCUGUUCUCACGCCUUUGAAAAAUGCGGAAGCUACAGGACGACGAGUUGAGAUCAAAAAUAGGGCUCUUGUGUACGAGCGGAACGGCUUUGUUGAAUUAGUCUAUUUAUCAUGGACGAUCAUACCGCUAUUCGGAUCCACUCCCGGUAUCCAAAUAACACUGGUAGAUGUUACAGAGACGCUGUUAGCUGAGAAGAGGCGAGAUGCACUACGAGCACUCAGCACUGCUUGGAAUGUUGUCAAAGACCCUCAUGAGUUCUGGCAAAGCAUUCCGACUAGUCUAGCUUUGGAUCCCUUCCUCUUCCCUUUUGCUUUCCUAUACGUCGCGGACCCGGAAGUGGAACCAAGGAGUUCUAUUGACAUAUCUUCCGUACCGACACACAAGAUGCGAUUUAGAUUGAAGGGGGCUAUCGGAGAUCUUGAAAUCACCUCCACCUUGCCGAGCGAGCUGGAUUCGGAUCACUUCACCAUCUUCUCAAGUUUGAGGGACUCGAUACUUAUCAAACCUGAUGAGACUCCCACGCCAUUUCGGUCAUCGUCUAUGCGAAACUGCAUUCUAUGCCCAAUACGGUCGAACAGAUCGCCGAAGGUUAUUGCGUAUCUGUAUCUUGGAAAAGAUGCAAAUCGACCUUUCAACGACAACUACCGCGAAUGGGUCAACGAAUUCACCAGAUGCUUGGGCAAUGCCGCGACAAGCGUUCUCCUUGCCGAUGAAGAGAAGCGCAAGCAACAGUAUCGAGCAGCACAGGCAGCUAGGGAACAACACCUAUUGGCUACCGCACUGGCAAACCGAGACAGAGAAGCGGUAGCCGUGACUGGGCAAUUCCAACGUACGCUCAAAGUUGUCGAUAUGGCUGGUGUUGGCAUCUUCGAAUACGACAUGGAAGGCCGCUUGAUUUAUGGCAAUGAUGCUUUCUGCGCCAUGUCUCACUGUCGACCUGAAAACAUGCAUGGAGACAAAUUGGCUUUUUUGGACUUGACAUAUCCAGAGGAUGCCGAGUAUCUCCUGACGAAAUGGAAGUGUGCAGCUGCCGGCAAGUCUGUUACCUUCGAAAUGAGAUACAAGACUCCCGAUGGUCAGGGUAUCUGGGUUCAAGCUGCUGUGGUCCCAGUGCUCGAGAACGGUGUUGUCACCAGUGUUUCUGGCUGCACCACGGAUAUACACGACACCAAGAUGAGAGAGACAGAAUCUGUACAACGGUUGCAAGCGCUGGAAAGAGCCAAAGCUUGGGAGCAAAAAUUUGCCAAUUUUGCAGGAAUGGCACCGAUCGCUAUUUACUUUGGAACGGAAAGUCAAAGACUCUCCUAUUGUAAUCGCGCGUGGUACGAGAUGACAGGUCAUACAGUCGUACCCUUCGAUCAGAUCGACUGGGUAAGCAUAGUUCAUGAAGAAGACGUCGGACUUGUGCGAAACCGCUGGCAGCAAGUGUUCGACACCGCAAAGACAGUAAGCGCACAAUUUAGACUUCGGAAAAAAUGGGCGGACCGAAACGGAGUGACGAUGGGUCCUGUGUGGGUCACUGCAUCUGCACUUCCUGAGUACAAGGAAGAUGGGUCAGUUAAAGGCAUCAUCGGAACCAUGCUUGACAUCUCAGCAUUGAAGUUUGCCGAGACUGUACAGCAGAUGAAAGUGCAGGAAGCCAUGGAAGCCAAACGGCAGUCAUCUAACUUUAUAGACAUGGUCUCGCAGUAUAUCAGGAACCCUUUGGGAGCAGUCUUCCACUGUUCGGACGCUGCCCAAGAAACUUUGUCGGAAAUGACAGCCCUCGCCGACCGGCUGGGCGAAACCAAACAGUCCCGGAUCGGCGAGCAGCUGCACGAAUUGAUCACCAGUGCAAUCGAUUCGACCAGCACCAUAAUAUCCUGCUCACAACAUCAAAAGAGAAUUGUGGACGAUAUCCUUGUGCUUUCAAAACUCGACUCGAACCUUCUUCAGAUUAUACCCACAGCUGUAAAAGUGUCAACAAUGCUCCAUGACGUUGAGAAGAUGUUCGAGGCUGAAGCAGAAAGAGGUGAAGUGCAGUUGAUCGCGGAAGCCCACGAGUCGCUCAAACAAUUGGACGUGACUUGGGCAAUGCUUGAUCCAGGCCGAGUGCAACAAGUGUUGAUUAACCUUCUAACUAACGCGAUCAAGUUUUGCAAAAAGAAGGAGCAAAGAAAGGUUACCAUACGAGUUGGUGCGUCGAGAAUACGGCCCUCGGAAAAUGUACUACCAAACAUUGACUUCGUGGUUGCUCACUCGUUACACGAUGGUCUUUACGAUGAUCCACAGUUCGAGCCACAUAGCUUCUACCUCUGGUUCAGUGUCGAAGAUACCGGAUGUGGUAUGAGUGUUGAUGAGAAAAGCCGCAUCUUUGCCAGGUUUACACAAGGCUCGCCGCGGACAGAGAAAGAGUAUGGUGGAUCUGGUCUAGGUCUCUUCAUCUCCCGCGAGCUCUCGGAGCUUCAGGGAGGAGAGAUCGGCGUGGCCUCUGAGCCAGGUGUUGGCAGCACGUUUGCCUUCUUCAUUAAGACACGUCACACGGACGACCCAGCCAUUGCUACUUCUCACAACCUGCCCAUUCAUCUCAAACAAGACAUAAAGACGAAGAGAGAAGACAUCAACAUCCUCGUUGUCGAAGACAAUGCAGUGAAUCAGAAGCUCCUCCUUCAACAACUCACAAAACACGGCUUCAGCGUAACAACAGCCGACAAUGGUCUCGAGGCCCUCUCCCACCUCCGCAAGACGAAAUUCUGGCGGUCCAACCCUGCCUCCUCACCUUCUCUUUCCGUCAUUCUCAUGGACAUAGAAAUGCCUUUAAUGGAUGGGUUGCAAGCUACACGGGAGAUCAGACAGUAUGAGAGGGACGGAAAGUUGACUGGUCAUAUCCCAAUCAUUGCGGUAUCAGCGAAUGCGAGACAGGAGCAGAGGGAGAUGGCCAUGGAGAGUGGGAUGGAUGACAGUAUUAGUAAGCCAUUCAGAAUAGUGGAUUUGGUGCCAAAGAUUGAAAGGUUGGCUGGUUGGACGUGAGGCUAUCAUAAACAGCGAGAAGGUAAAGCUAUGCAUUGGGUGGCAAGGAGUUGGUGGCUACACGGGUUCAUAAGCAUUGGGUGGUGCAUCAUGGUUGGGGGUUUGCAUGGUCAGCAGGAGAUCUGGUCUACUCAUCUAAUGUAUAUAGCAUAUCAUAUUCACGCCUUUAAGUCACUCGAUACACGA
This is a messenger RNA of Aureobasidium subglaciale EXF-2481, 3593 nucleotides long. RefSeq lists its product as uncharacterized. Gene Ontology annotation, biological process: phosphorelay signal transduction system; phosphorylation. The coding region runs from base 48 to 3407 and encodes 1119 amino acids. Gene Ontology annotation, molecular function: protein binding; phosphorelay sensor kinase activity. Lineage: Eukaryota; Fungi; Ascomycota; Dothideomycetes; Dothideales; Saccotheciaceae. The transcript is spliced from 3 exons. The record is from RefSeq and is a predicted model, not a curated record.